AUGGGAAAAGCUGGCCGCUUCGCCUGCAUCUUUGUGCCUAUGGCCUUGACCAUCGCCUCUCUCGUCUGCCUGAUCAUAGUCGGUCUUGGAGGAACGAACAAGAGCAACAGCUUCUACAACAAACUCUAUUUCUUCAGAGCCAACACCUCCCACAUCAGCAUCGACCCUUCAUUGCUGAAUCUCCCCUCCAACGCCCUGACAGACACGAUUCUCAACGAUACGACCUCCGUCGCCAAAUCAGCCCUUGGUGUCAAGGACUUCUACCAUGUCAGCUUGUGGAACUACUGCUCUGGAGACUUUCAGACCAACAGCAGCGGCAGCGUGACUGACCACGUCACCUACUGCUCGCCACAUCAGAACGAGUUUUGGUUCAAUCCGGUAGAGGUAUGGGAUCUCAACAACACUGGCAUCGACCAGUUCUUCAGCAAAGAGUUGCGCGAUGGUCUGAAUACAUACAAGACCGUUGCGAAAUGGAUGUUCAUCGCCUACCUCGUUGCGCUCAUCAGCACCAUCGCCGAGAUCUUGGUUGGCUUCUUAGCUCUCUUCUCACGCUUGGGCAGCCUGGCAACUACCAUCGUGUCAAGCAUCAGCUCCCUCUUCUUCAUCGGAUUUGCCCUCACGUCUACCAUCCUUUACGCCACGUUGACGGGCACCUUCAAUGAUGCGUUGACGAAAUACGACGUCCAUGGCUCCCUCGGCAGUAGCAUCUACGUGACGAUCUGGCUCGGUGUUCUAUUCUCUCUCGCUUCAGGCCUCUUCUGGCUUUUCAGCUCGUGCUGCUGCAGUGGAAGGAGCGACAAGAUCAAGGGAUAUGGUGAUGGACCAGCAAGAAGCAGAUUCAGAGAUCAACAAGGCCCAUACCAGUAUGAGAGGGUGGAGAGUCCGUUGAGGGGCGGACAGGGCUAUGGGGCGCCGCAGAAGGGAUAUCAGAGCGGGCCAGGGUAUCAAGCGCCGCAUAUGCCUCUGAACAACGUUGGAGAUAGGGGGACGGCUUAUGAGCCUUUCAGGCAUGAGGAUGUGUAG
Molecule: messenger RNA, 1023 nt
Organism: Letharia columbiana
Lineage: Eukaryota; Fungi; Ascomycota; Lecanoromycetes; Lecanorales; Parmeliaceae
Exons: 1
Coding region: 1-1023 (340 amino acids)
Biological process (GO): fungal-type cell wall organization
Cellular component (GO): cell cortex of cell tip; plasma membrane
Source: RefSeq, a predicted model, not a curated record